Ostrea edulis (European flat oyster) is the source of this 3171-nucleotide messenger RNA. RefSeq lists its product as uncharacterized. The record is from RefSeq and is a predicted model, not a curated record. The transcript is spliced from 9 exons. Lineage: Eukaryota; Metazoa; Mollusca; Bivalvia; Ostreida; Ostreidae. The coding region runs from base 139 to 2718 and encodes 859 amino acids.
GCUUCUAUUUUUGGAACAGGGGGAAACCAGUGUGUAUUACGUUAUUUACGUAAAUAGCAGGGGUAUAAUGACACAGCCGAAUUUAUUUGACACGGUGCAGUAUGCUUGGCAUAGAGGUUUUUAAUUUGAUUCGUCAAGAUGGGAAUAAAAACUUCUAAGUUAAACUGUGGGGGUAAAGGAGCCAAGGAGGAACCUUAUCGCUCGCGCUCUGUGACAGUGAAAAAUGUUGUCAAGAAAACGAGGGUUGAAAAUGGUGACCAUGUAGCUGGAACAGAUGAAGUGAGCAAAGACGUUUUGAAAGCAAGAAAUUCCAAAGGUCAAACUUCUCAGGGUAAGCAAAAAGGACAAAAUGGAGGACCAAAAAUUACAAGAGACACAAGCACAAAAGAAACUGCUACUCACAGUAAAAAGGUCAAGGAGACCCCUAAUAAAUCUGAACCCAAACCAUAUGAAUUUGUAAAGGGUAAGAGAUUGAAUGAUUCUACAACUAAGACUUCAAAACUGGGUGCUACAACUAAUGAUCCGGAUGAGACAGCUCUAAAGUCUGUGACUAGCCGAGUGGGAGAUACUGAUGAGACAGCUCUAAAGUCUGUGACUAACCGAGUGGGAGAUACUGAUGAGACAGCUCUAAAGUCUGUGACUAGCCAAGUGGGAGAUACUGAUGAGACAGCUCUAAAGAGACCGAUCUCUUCCAGUAAUGUUACAGAUACUAAUGAAUCUACUUUGGACAUGGACUGCAUCCCAUCACUGAAUAUUGAGGAGAGACCUCAAUUUGAUAGACAUGAGGAAUUUGCAGAUGCAGAUCCAUCUGAGUACAAUAAACAACAGUGGAUGAAAAGCUGCAUCUUGUCUAAACAGGAAAAAAUUAAGAAGAAAUCUGAAGGAAAACAUAUUGAGCCAGAGCCAGGUGAAGACACAGAAGAAAGUGAGGAGGAUGAAGAUGAAGAUUCUGAAGAAAGCAAGGAGGAGGGAAAAGGUGGAGGACGUAAUUACAAUUUUGGACAUGUAACCAACAUGAUCAUUGGCACAGGGAAAAUAAUCGACAGAAGUACACAUGAAACAUCCAAAAAGAAUGGCAAAGCAAAAAAGCAGUCUAAAACAGGCAAGAAGAAAACAAAAGGAGAGACAGUAAAUGCAGAAGACGUGAGAAAUUUGGGUAUUGGAACUGUAGUGAUAUUGGAUCAAAGCAAAAACACAGAACCGCCCAAACCAGCAAGGGAAAAGGUGGAGAAAAAGGUAGUGCCCAAAACAGAAGUAAAUAAGCCAAUACCAUCACUGGACAUGAAAGAGCUCAUCUCGGUGGAACCGUCGGUUGGAAUAAUUCAUGGCUAUAAUAUGAAUGGGACCGUUUUCAGAGUUGGAAAGGACAAAAUCAUGACUGCAUGGCAUGUGGUUAGAGGAAUGCUAUGGGUUGACAGUCAGUCUAAAAAACUGGAUUAUGAACGAUUGGCUGAAGUAUUUGUAGACUUUAAUUAUGUAAAAGAAUAUCAGUCGGACCAUUUGAAAAGGUUUCCACUAGAACCAACUGUUCUGUAUUUCGAUGACAAAUUAGACAUUGCUGUUCUCCAACUAAAGCCCAAUAUUUAUGGAAUGGCAUAUCCAGUUGCAUUGACAAAAUUUGACAAAUUCACACCAGAAGUGCAUGAGAAAUAUUCAAUAUAUCUUAUUGGCCAUUCAAAUUCACUCCAGAAGAGUAUGGAUCAUGUUAUGAAAUACUGGCAUCCUUUUGAUCAUCGUAUCACAGAGCUUACAGAUUGGAGUGCGAAUGAAUUUAAUUUUAAACAUGGCUUUGGCUAUACUGGAAUCAAGGAGAAAACUCGACUGCUUUUUCGGUGUUCUUUUCGACAUGGAGCUUCGGGGUGUCCUGGUUUCCUCGUACGUUCUGAGGGAGAUGUAAGGGUGGUGACUGUUCUUCUUAGAGGAUUCCCAGAUUUCUACUAUUACGACAAUUUUACAGAGGAAGAAAAAAACAGGGUUCCUACUGAAAAACUUAUACAGCAAGGUGCCAACAUAGGGGCUAUCAUGGAAGAUAUGGAAAAGAAAAACAAAGAAUUGUUCAGAGAGAUUUUUCAGUACAGUGAUUUUAUUUCACAUUCUGAGAAAAACCAACCUCUUGAUACUCCUUUGGAAGAAAAGGUGCCAGCUUCAUCACAAAAUCCUGCAUGCACUGAAACUGAAAAUAACCCUGCAGAUUCUGGUGACCAAGUAACCUGCAUGCCCAAAGUGGCGUCGGAACAGGAUACCCAGGUUAUGCUUGCAUCAGGUAAGGAUACAUCUCACAAUAUUACGGAAAGUGAGUCGGGGAAUACAUCAAGCUCUGUGGGCAAGCAUCAACCUGUAGCCGCCAUGACCCAGGAUCAAAAUGGGGCACAUUUCCAUGAACCCCCAUUAAUAGUUGAAAGACUUCAGGGAAAUACUAACAUGUCUGGAAAUGAAGCUGAAAGUACAGAGAAUUUAAACACUGACGAGAAUGGUGCUUCAUCAGAGAUGGGAGCUGGCUCUCAAUCCAUAAGCAAAAGAAAUAACGCAAUAGCUUUCUCAGUGCAGGCCAUUGAUGAUGGCCCCACAGAUCAGGGCAGACAUGCAGCUCAACUCUCCCCCUCCUUUCUCAACAGACAAAUGUCAGAAACCACCACCUCAGCUUCAGAAGUUUUAUGUGCAGAAAUAAGACAGCAAGCUCAUAGCACCAAGUCAGCAAGUGCCAGCAAGAUUUGGUAAUUCAACCAGGUCCUGAAAUACAAUUCAAAUGUGUUGUGCCAACUCCAAGUAUGCUUUCAACUAACAGACUUGAAUUUAGUAGCUUAUAAAUAUCACUUUGUAACUGGAUUCACUCCGAUUUUGAAAUUGUAGUUCAGUGCAUUCAGUAUACAUGUACAUGUACUGUCAUCCAACGAAUGAUUAUCUUGUUUUACAUUGUUUUGUAAUUUGCUUUUUAUUAAUUUUUUUGAGUGCAACUUGUACUGUGAUAUAAUCAAAUGCAUCUUGCACAUAUGAUUGCAUCAUCAUUCCUGAAUCACAAUACCUGAGAAUAGCAUCUCUAAUAUAGUAAUACAUAUAAAAAAAAUUAUGGUUGUCAAGAGCAAGGUUGUAUUUGAGGAUUGUAUACUUGUUAUUUCCUAAUCAUUAUAUUUGUCACCGUUUACCAGAGUUAAUAAAAAUGGUUUUUUAACA